This is a messenger RNA of Ostrea edulis (European flat oyster), 1523 nucleotides long. RefSeq lists its product as uncharacterized. Lineage: Eukaryota; Metazoa; Mollusca; Bivalvia; Ostreida; Ostreidae. The record is from RefSeq and is a predicted model, not a curated record. The transcript has 4 exons. Bases 63 to 605 code for a protein of 180 amino acids.
UGGAAGGUUCGUGGACGGUAGUCUACAAAAUCCAAAGUAACAGUGGAGCUCAUCCUCUAGAGAUGUUCAGUAGCACCCAAGAGGAAAGGAAUGCAUCCUUUCCCUCGCAAUGCAUGACCAUGGCUAAAGUUCCCGGAUGUUCUACUCCCUAUCGAGCGGGACUCAUUGACGCUUGGGAAGAACUAGGGGUACAAGAGGUUCGUUUUACGAUCAUUGUAAACUCCACAUGGACACAAGAGAUCGUCUUUAAUGGGCUUGAUUCGAACAAAACUUCUUGGUACUCCGGAAAUCGAGUCGAGUCCUCUAGCUGGACAGAUGUCACAGAUACGCAGACUUAUCUCUAUUUUUCUGUGAAUGGAUAUUCGAGCACUAGCGUCAAUCGACUAUGGGCCAUAACAUACUCUCAUGGUGGUUGCGAGGGAGACUUGGGUUGGUUCAUGGCGUCCUACAAUCCAUUUGCCGGGUGUUCCUAUGAUAGGACUUUGGACUUAUCUCCUUAUCCAGUACUUCUAGUGUGUCCUAAAUCAACAAAAUGUAAAAUGCACUCUGAAACAGUGAAAGCUGAUGCGUUUGCUGUAGCCAUUAAGGCGGACAAAUUGAAAUGAUCCCGGAUGCAUACAUUGCCCCGUCCAUGCAUUACAAUCUACGCAACGGCGUCCAAUCUUUUGAUUGAUUUUGAUCAAUUUGUGUUGUCUACACUUUUAUCUACCAAUAAACCCUUGCUGAAUAAUGAACACAAAAAUUGCUGGUUUUCAAGAGAUAUUUUGUAGCUAUUGUCAGAUAAAUAUGAUGGUUUGCGAAUAUGGUGUGAUUAUUACAUGAUUUCUGGUGGAGGUGCAGCCCAUGACAACAAAUUCAUAUUAAUGUCGUAUUGAAAAUACCUUGUCACGAUGAUUACACUCCCUGAUAUCAAAAGUCCACUACGACAAAUGUUAUAACCAUAAACAGAGGUACAGCGAGAUUGACCGAUUUGACAAAUUUCUGAUUCCAAGGACGUACAAACGGCGACUGCUAAGCACGUUUCAUAAAUAUUUACAAGUUAUUAUGCACAGGGCAUUAGCUGAUGGGUAUCCAUGCAUGCUGAAGUGAAAGGUCUUUACACUACUGAUACUUACUAUAUACAAGUAAAUAAAAAUUCACAUAUCAUGUAGGAUUACAGAUUUUUAAAACAAGGAAUGUGCGACAAAACUGAUAAGAAUUCUUCUGUUCUCUUUGUAUUUAAACGCUUCAAGACCAAUGGAUAUGAGCUCCUGUUUAUGUAUAACUUCUGCAAUAAAAGGUCACCUAAUUCAAUAAGAUGACUAAUUGCUAGCAAUUGGUCUGCGUCCAUCGUCGCACGACAUCAAUUAACAAUUUAGCAUUUUAACAUCAUCAUGAAUUGAUAACUACCAUGAUUCCAAUUCUUUUUAAAUUGGGUAUGUAACAUCAUUGGGACAAGAGGAACAUACAUUUUAAAUUUCAGAACUCCUGCUCCACCAGGAUCUUCAGGGCGGGGCAUACUGAUCAUAAACCGCACAUCAGUA